AUGCCGUCCCCUCAGAACAUACGUCGGGCGGUUUUAGCAGCUGCCGUAACCUCCGUUACUAUUGCAGGCACGUUGUAUGGGGCUGGCAUAAAGACAAGUGAGGAGAUCGCCGAGAACACCAAAAAACGCCAAGAAGCGACUUUCGAUGAGCAGAUGGCAGCUCUACAAGGCAUGCGCUCGAACCUGACAGCCCGAAGGGGAAUGAUCGAAACCCAAAUCCGAGACCUGGACGCCAGGAUCCAAGAAAAGAAACAAAGGAAUGCAGAUGGCAGCAACAAAGACCGACCGCAAGAAGGCCGGUGA
Penicillium longicatenatum is the source of this 303-nucleotide messenger RNA. RefSeq lists its product as uncharacterized. The transcript has 2 exons. The record is from RefSeq and is a predicted model, not a curated record. The coding region runs from base 1 to 303 and encodes 100 amino acids. Lineage: Eukaryota; Fungi; Ascomycota; Eurotiomycetes; Eurotiales; Aspergillaceae.